Molecule: messenger RNA, 1782 nt
Organism: Eupeodes corollae
Lineage: Eukaryota; Metazoa; Arthropoda; Insecta; Diptera; Syrphidae
Product: integral membrane protein DGCR2/IDD-like
Exons: 4
Coding region: 1350-1733 (127 amino acids)
Cellular component (GO): membrane
Source: RefSeq, a predicted model, not a curated record
UCUCUCAGCUCUGUUCAGCUCAGCUCAGUUCGUUCGUCCGUCAGUUACAGUUUCAGUUGUGAACAUAACGUCGUCGUUUCAAGGCAGGAAUUUUCCGAGGCGAAAAGGUACACACCACACACAAUAACAACCAUCAUACACCAUACGCAGUCCAGAAAAAUUUAUUAUACCUUUCAAGAAAGGUUUCGGUUUCAAGUGCUUUAAUAAUUAAGGCCAAGUUGCAAUCUGCCAAAAAGAAAAAAAAAAAAGUUAAACUACCACCCCUUGGACUUCUCCCAAUGCAGUGCUAAAAAAGUCCUUUUCUCAUUAUUUUCCUUUCGUUUAUAGUUUUUUCCUUUCUACUCGUAUUAAAAUUCUCAUUUUUUCGAAAAACUCACGUUUUAGUGUGUUUUUCUUGUUUUAAUUGCGUGGUUUCCUGUUUGGCUUUUCAAUUUCCUCCGUCAUCGUCAUCAACCAUCAUCUUGCCUCCUCUCUUGUAUCCGUGCAUAAUCCAUGGACCGGAGGAAUUUGGAUACAUAUACUAGAAACUAGAUCUGCUCUGGACCUAUUAUUAGCUGCGGUUCCCAUGACAAUAUUUAUGAUUAUAAUGAUGCACAUCGCUGCUGCAGUGGCUAUUCGUAGUUGUUAAGUUCGAAGUGUCGUCGCUUGUGAUUGAUGCUCGGAUUAAAAAUAAUAUAUGUCGCCUCGCGCAUAAGUGUCGGUCGGUGUCAGUGUCGGUGUCGUUGUCGUUGUCGGUGUCAGAGUCGACAGUCCGAGUCCAUAAAUUACCCUUAAAUCGAAUCGUUAAACAAACAACUACCUCUCUUUACAGCAGUCACCCGCUGUCACCACGCCACGCCGCAGACGUCUUUGCUGCCUGCGCCCUGCUCCACCAUCACCGCCGCCGUGUUACCCUAUUUGAGGUAUCCUACUGUCCUAAUUGACUCUUAAAUACAAAGUGGGGCAUAGUUAAAAAAAAAAACAACAACAAUACCGCACCGUCAGCGCACCCCAGAAAGAGCAUCAUUAUAUACAUUGUGUGUUUUCAAGGGUAGUUUGACCAUUUGAGUCUUGAAGCUUGAAGCUUGAAACGUGAACCGAACCGUAUGUAGUUAUAUUCGUCAAUAAAAAGAAUUUAAUCGUUUAUUUGCGCCAUCAUUCAAGUGCUUAAAGUUUGAUCUUUUUUGUUGUUUUUCUUUUGCUGAUUAAAAUUGCUUGUGUUGUUAAUAAAUUUGGGAAUAUAUAUUGAAGUGCGCUGUGAUAAGCUUUGGCUGGGUGCUUAAACGUUAUCAAUAUAGAAAAAUUUGUCAAACGUGCUGCGAUCUUAAAUUAUCCAUCAAAACGAGCCACAUCCGAAACACCACAAGCUGAUGACGAUGAUGUCUUUGGCAGGGAAGAUCAUUGUUUUGGUGCUCAGCCUGUAUAUCACAUAUAUAGGAUGCUUGGAGGAGGACUGCAUCGAUUUUCAAGGCAACUCUGUCAACCAUGGAAUGCUGUAUGUACCUGGACCCGGAGUAUGCAGUCUUUGUGUCUGCUACCACUCGGAGCCGUUGUGGUGUAAAGCAAUUUACUGCGAUCCACCCUAUUUUUGCAAGAACUUCAGAGUUGGUACACAUUGCUGUGAGUUUGAGUGCUUGGAUCCACCUGGAGAGGAUACAAAAUAUCAGGAAGGUGCAACAGUUGCAAAAACUCCAACAGGCUCUGAGAUGAAAAAACGACCAAAGCGGAACUUCUUUGACCUUUUAAGCUUAUAAAUACCUUAUUCUUCUUAAAAAAUAUACAAAAAUGUAUACCCAGAAGCUU